Molecule: messenger RNA, 669 nt
Organism: Boleophthalmus pectinirostris (great blue-spotted mudskipper)
Lineage: Eukaryota; Metazoa; Chordata; Actinopteri; Gobiiformes; Gobiidae
Product: rho-related GTP-binding protein RhoU-like
Exons: 3
Coding region: 1-669 (222 amino acids)
Biological process (GO): small GTPase-mediated signal transduction
Molecular function (GO): GTPase activity; GTP binding
Source: RefSeq, a predicted model, not a curated record
AUGGCACAAAGUUAUCAAAGACAAGAACGGCCAUACAGACAGAGAGAGGAGGUGAGUUGCAUGCUCCUUGGUGAUGGAGCUGUGGGAAAAACCAGCAUGAUCAUCAGCUAUGUCUUCAAUGGAUACAACAGUGAUUACAGGCAAACAGCUUUUGACGUCUUCACUGGGGUUGUUCAUGUCAAUGGAAUUCCAACUCGCAUUAAACUCAUUGAUACAGCUGGUCAGGAUGAGUUUGGUCACCUCCGCUCCUUGUGCUAUGCCCAUGUGGAUGUCUUCAUCUUGUGCUUCAGCCUGGUCAAUCCAACAUCCUUCCACAAUGUUGCCACGAAAUGGAUUCCGCAGAUCCGCUGCCGUAACUUCACAUCUCCAAUCAUUCUGGUCGGGACACAGUCUGACCUCUGCAACAACGUGAAUGUACUUCUUCACCUACAGGAAAAGAAUAUAGCACCAAUACAUUUUAAACAGGUUAAAAAACUGGCCAAGAGAAUUCAGGCAGGUGACUAUGUGGAGUGCUCAGCCUUGACACAGCAUCAUCUGAAAGAUGUUUUUGACUGUGCAAUAUUUGCUGCCAUUAAGAACAAAUGCACAAGUGGAAAAAGUAAAAAGCUUAGCAUCAUCAAAAGCUUGAGAAGUCUGUCUUAUCGUGGAUGGAAGAAAAUCUUUUUCUAA